UGAAAAUCUCUUUUUUACCAGAUUGACUGAGAAGUGGUGCCAUGGGUUAUGAAAAUAAUUCAACUUUAGGCUGAUACCUGAAUAAAGUCAGUCAUCAAGUGUUAUUUGGAUUAACGCAGUGUCUCGUCGGCAUAUCUUGAAGGCGAGAUCUCUAUUUUAUCGAAACUGGUCAACAUGGCUAGUACGGCUCGCAAUCAGCGCAGUGGGCCCAGGUCACAGGCUAACCCACAUGGUUUGCGUCAUAUAGAACUGGAUCAGAUCUGGGAUGACCUCAAGGCUGGUGUGCGCAGUGUCUACAGGCGACAGAGCAUGUCUCGACAGCGGUACAUGGAGUUGUAUACUCAUGUAUACAACUAUUGCACCAGUGUCCACAGUAUCGGUAAUCAAAAUCAAGCUGGCAGCACAGCAGCAUCGUCGUCCUCCCAGAGAAAUUCCUCGUCUCGGAAUAGAAAUCGGCCUCAGGGUGGCGGGGCUCAGUUUGUUGGUCAUGAUCUCUACAAGAGGAUCAAAGAUUUGCUCAGGCAGUACCUGGUCAAUUUGCUGAAGGAAGGGCAAGACUUGUUAGAUGAACAAGUUCUCCAGUUCUACACCCGACAGUGGGAGGACUAUCAGUUCUCCAGCAAAGUAUUAGAUGGAAUCUGUGCAUACCUCAAUCGUCACUGGGUGCGAAGGGAGUGCGAUGAGGGCUCCCGAGGAAUCUACUUCAUUUAUUCGCUGGCACUGAUCACAUGGCGAGACAACUUGUUUCGGCCACUCAACAAACAGGUAACCAAUGCAGUCCUCAAACUGAUUGAGCGGGAAAGAAACGGAGAGCCUAUCAACACGCGCCUGGUCAGUGGAGUCAUUAGCUGCUAUGUGGAGCUUGGCCUGAAUGAAGAUGACCCCAGUGCUAAAGGGCCGACGCUGUCUGUGUACAAGGAGCACUUUGAAAAUCUGUUCCUGGAGGACACGGAGAGGUUUUACGCCACAGAGAGUAGCGAGUUCCUGCGACACAACCCCGUGACAGAGUACAUGAAAAAGGCAGAACAACGUUUGAAGGAGGAACAGAAGCGUGUCCAAACAUACCUUCAUGAGAGCACUUUUGAUGUCUUAGCGAGGGUGUGUGAAAAAGUGCUAAUACAGAAACAUUUGGAGAAUUUCCACUGUGAAUUCCAGAACCUUCUCAACUCUGACAAAAAUGAAGACUUGGGCCGCAUGUACCAGUUGGUGGCUCGCAUUCAAGACGCCCUUCACGAGCUCAAGUCCCUCCUGGAGAAACACAUCCUGAACCAGGGUCUGUCCGCCCUUGAGAAGUGCGGGGAGACUGCCCUCAAUGAUCCAAAAGUGUAUGUACAGACAAUAUUAGAUGUGCACAAGAAGUAUCAUGCUUUAGUCUUGACAGCUUUCGACAAUGAUGCUGGCUUUGUUGCUGCACUUGACAAGGCUUGUGGCCAGUUCAUCAACCAAAACUUUGUAACAAAACAGGCCAAGACAUCGAGCAAAUCUCCAGAGUUGUUGGCCAGAUACUGUGAUUUGUUACUAAAAAAGAGUUCUAAAAACCCAGAGGAAGCAGAACUAGAAGACACUUUGAAUCAAGUGAUGGUUGUUUUCAAGUAUAUUGAGGACAAAGAUGUUUUCCAGAAAUUUUACAGUAAAAUGUUGGCCAAGCGUCUUGUGGGCUAUAUGUCUGCUUCAGAUGAUGCUGAAGCUAGCAUGAUCUCAAAAUUAAAGUCCGCCUGUGGCUUUGAGUACACAUCCAAGCUGCAGAGAAUGUUCCAAGACAUCGGUGUCAGCAAAGAUCUCAAUGAAAACUUCCGCAAACACCUUGAGACCUCAAGGGAGCCAUUAGAUAUUGACUUCAGUAUCCAGGUACUCAGCUCAGGGUCGUGGCCUUUCCAGCAAUCCUGUCCUUUCACUCUUCCAGUGGAGCUGGAGAGAAGUUACCAAAGGUUCACAGCAUUCUAUGGCAGUCGACACAGUGGGCGCAAGCUGAAUUGGUUGUAUCAGAUGUCCAAGGGAGAAGUGGUCACCAACUGCUUCAAAAACAAAUACACUUUGCAGGCAUCGACAUUUCAAAUGGCAGUCCUCCUGCAGUACAACUCUGAGGACAGCUACAGUGUCCAACAGCUGCAGGACAACACCCUCAUCAAAAUGGACAUCCUCCAACAAGUCUUACAGAUUUUACUCAAGUCGAAACUGCUGGUUGCGGAGGACGGAGUCAGUGAAGCUGACAUUGUACCAGGAACGCAAAUCUCUCUAUUCCGCAACUAUAAAAACAAAAAACUGCGUGUGAACAUUAAUGUGCCAAUGAAGACAGAGGUCAAAGCAGAGCAAGAAUCCACCCACAAAAACAUUGAAGAGGACAGGAAGCUUUUGAUACAGGCAGCAGUUGUGAGAAUUAUGAAGAUGCGCAAGACUUUGAAACACCAGCAGCUGUUGAUAGAAGUGCUCCACCAACUUUCUUCUCGUUUCAAGCCCAGAGUACCUGUUAUAAAGAAAUGCAUCGAUAUCUUGAUAGAGAAGGAGUACCUGGCUCGAGUAGAUGGACAGAAGGACACGUACAGCUAUCUGGCCUGAGCUGCCCACCCCCCUCUCUCUCUCUCUCAGCGUGAUGGGGAUCCUUUCUUUUUGUGCCUGUUCUCUGACUCCAGCCACCUCUCAUUGCCAUUGCCUGCAGUACCACCGAUAGUGCACCGCCCGCUUCUGCCCCAGUGUUCACAGUGUUGUUCCGCAGUGCUCUCCACACGCACGCACGCACGCGCGCGCACACACACACGGCACUCUGAACCCUAGGAAACGACCUCGGACCUUUCUCGUAAGCUCAAUCUGUGACAAGACUGUGCGCCGCCUCCGCAGCCGCCUUGAGUUGUUGUAUUAUCACACACUGCACUCGUUGUGGCUCUGUAGUAAUAUUCUGAUGAUGUGUUUGUUGACGCGUUGGCUUAGAGUGAGAGAGUGCUUGCUUGUGUUUGAAUGUUGUCAGGGUGUGAGAUCUUGUAAAUAUAAAAAAAAAAAGAUUUACUUGAGAGGUAAGUUUUUACGAAAUUGUUCAUUGUUUCCUCCUUUGUUGGUUGAUAUGUGUAAUUAUGAAAAAAUAUUUAUACAUUAUUAUUUGCCCACUAGCUGCAAUCAACAUUGAAUCCAUUUUAUUUUUUUUCUUGGUUCAAUGACAGGUUUGCUGUGUGCAAAGUGGUUCACCUUAUAUUUAUAUUACCUUGCCAUUGAAAGUUAUUUGAACCUCUAUGCAUAAGACUGGUGACCUGUUCUCUGUACACCAUGAUGCUCUGAGUUUGGAUUUUAUAUGCUGUCAGCAUCCUUAAAAGGGUAAAAGUGGUGGGUAGUUGUCAGAGUGAGCUGUGGUGUGGUCUUGCUCCCCUCUUUUCUUUGACAGUGAUGCAAGUUUUCUAAAGCUAAGCUGUUUCUUGGGCUCACAUAACUGAUGUAAGUGAAAAAGAAAUACUUCCUCAGAGCAUCUUGGUGAUUUGCAAGAAGGGCAAGUGUGCUUAAUAAUGACCGAUGCUGCCUAGUAAAUACAAGAGUCCGCUUAAACUGGUACGUCAUGACUAUAAUAUGAGCCCCAUACAGAUAAGUUGCGUUCUCCCCCCCCCCCCCAAGUGAAGAAAACAUUCUAGGAGGAAGAUGUUGUUUUUCUCCGCCUCCCCACCUUUAUCAUUAGUUGUUAUAUUUUCUGUGAUUUGUUUUUAGUCUCUUGUCUUUCUUUUUUUAUUGAGUGCUCACGGCUACGCAGAUGGGAAGGUUUAGAAUCAGUCUGGCAGUGUGAUGGAUUAGCUCUCUGAAUGUCAUUAUAAAUCAUUUUGCCUUGGGAGAUUUUUUUAUACUUACUUUCUGAACUCACUGCCUGUUCACAAAACAUCUCAUUGCCUCCCACCCCCGUACCCACAAUUAUUUCAAUGUAUAUUUUUAACAAUCAACGUGACCAGACAUAGAUCAUGAAUAUAGCUAAGAUAAUAACUCGCUUUUAAAAAGCAACAACUGAAUUCUGGAACCAAAGGCACUGUGCUGUGGCAAAGGUAGGCAGUUGAGACAGAACUUUAAAUAGCAGCAUAUUCGGCAUGGGUGGGCAGUGAGUUAACUGAAAUUAGUUCUUUUUCUAGCAGCAUGUAUGGCAUGGGUAGGCAGUGAGUUGACCGAAGUUAAUUCUUUUUCCGGCACAACUUUUAAUUUGGAUGCUGUGACCAAAAUGGUGUGUGACGGAAAAAGUAGUUCUGUACUCCUCUUUAAGUUUUACUUAAGCUUUAACUGUGACGGAUCUUGCCUAUGUAGGAUCACCACAGCGGGUGCACUCUGUCUUCAUUUUCAUUGGUUUGGAAUACAGUUGAGGGCCAUUAUCAUUUUUCAUCAUCCCGUGUACUUUGGUUCUAUGUUCAACGUCGUUCUAGCCGCCUUUAUUUACAUUCCAGCUCCUACAGCUGUUAAAGGUCUUCCUUGUGCGUAAUGCUAUGGUCUUGGGGGGGGGGGAGGACAGUCGAACCUUGAACCUGUCCAUAACGGUCACCCAAGAUCACAGAAAAGCAAUUAAUGUUAUAGACAGUUGGCUGCUAUGGACAGGGUCCAAGUUAUGGUCUCUUACUAGUCAGCAGUAGGUUUAGAAUCUGAAAUCUUACGUUUCAUCUUUGAAAUUCAUUUCCAUCAAGAUUAUUAUCAAGAGCUCUCAUAAGAGCUGCUUCUUUGCAUUAAUUCAACGUCAUAACUCGGUCUGAAGGCUGUUCUGCAGAACUCUUUUGAAGCAAGUGACCCCUCUGAGCAAGUUUUGAGGCUGACUUGUCACGAAAGUGCCUGAACGAGGCUAUGUUAGACAUGAACGUGGUUGCGUAGGACGAGGACUGCUAUGGACAGUGUAAAAAUAUAGAAAAAACCGCUAGAAUGUCAGGGGAACAGUGGCUGUAAGUUCAAGUGACCGCUAUGACUUUUAAGACAGGUUCAACUGUAGUUGUAAAACUGCUCAGUGUAGGAUUUGAGCACUAAGAAUUUUUUCCGUGGCUUGAUAACUGGUGGUGUGGUGGUUUGGUUCGUGGCCAUGCAUGCCAAAGAUAUGAGUCCCAAUAUCACCAGGGAAAUAAUUUUGUCCUUUGUUGCUGGGUGGGAUUCCACAAGGCUCUGACAGGUGUUACGUUUUUAAUUUAAUGGGGGGAGGGAAAGAGGGGCAACUAGCAGAUGGGACAGAUUUUUAUCAAUGAAAUCAAGUUUACUCCCCUAAAGUCAAAUUUGCUAAAUUAAUUUACAUGUGCUAGUUUUUGGGUGUGUUGUCAGCUUUAUUCGUCUUCAAAGUCUUGGCCAAUUCUUAUCCAAGGAAAGCAGGGUUCGCCCUGAUUGUGUUAUGAAAUCGACAGAUAUAAUAUAUAUUGGGGGGUAUUUCUCGACGGUUCACAAUAUACUGUCAGUACUAAAUGGCCAUUAUUGUGUGGAUGUGCUUUUCUGUACUCGAACAAACAGUAUACUGUUGUAUAGUGUUGAUGAGCUCGCUCUAUGGUAAGACUUGGUAUUGUACUGAAAUGUGUGGUUUAUAUUUCCAUGAGGCUGUCGAUGUUGAUUUAAGGACAAAUUUAUUUGAAUAUUAUUUUUUACCCCAAGUUUGUGAAUAUUACUUCCUGUUUUGAGGCAAUCUCAAAGACGACAUGUCU
Aplysia californica (California sea hare) is the source of this 5621-nucleotide messenger RNA. RefSeq names its product cullin-1. Bases 175 to 2556 code for a protein of 793 amino acids. Gene Ontology annotation, molecular function: ubiquitin protein ligase binding. Gene Ontology annotation, cellular component: SCF ubiquitin ligase complex. Lineage: Eukaryota; Metazoa; Mollusca; Gastropoda; Aplysiida; Aplysiidae. The record is from RefSeq and is a predicted model, not a curated record. Gene Ontology annotation, biological process: protein ubiquitination; SCF-dependent proteasomal ubiquitin-dependent protein catabolic process. The transcript is spliced from 20 exons.